UUGGAUGCCUGUGUGUGUUUAACCCACUCCCUGUCCAGUCCUGGAGUUUGAACUGCGGAAAGCCAAGGACACCAUUCAGGCCCUCCGUGCCAACUUGACUCAGGCAGCAGAGAGUGAAGUUCCUAUGCAGGAACGAAAGAAUUACAAAUCAAGUCCUGAAAUUCAAGAGCCCAUCAAACCUCUGGAGAAAAGAGCACUGAACUUUCUUGUUAAUGAGUAUUUGUUGAAAAAUAAUUAUAAACUCUCAUCAAUUACGUUUUCAGAUGAAAAUGAUGAUCAGGACUUUGAGCUGUGGGAUGAUGUUGGAUUGAAUAUUCCAAAGCCACCAGACCUGUUACAGCUUUAUCGAAACUGUGGGAACCAUGUUAUUUCUUCUAAAGGUGUUGUGGACAUUGCUGUAGGAGUAGAGAUAGAAGACCUUCAGCCACCCUGCACCAUUAAUCAGGAUUCAUUUCCCAAAGAGCAAGUGCAGCAAACAGCACUCAUUGAAGAACUUGAAUAUCAGAUAAGUCUUUUGAACAGUGAGAAGCAGUCUUUGGCUGAUCAGAUGAAAAAUCUUCAAAGUGAGAUUGAAUUCCUCAAGAAUAAUCACCUUAUGUCUACUUUAACUGUGUUGGAAUCAGCGAAGCAUGCAUUGGACCAAGUGCCUCAAACUGUUCCAGUGGGUAAUGGACAAUAUGUAGAAAUUACAGGCUCUGACACUGUCAGCAGGACUACACACCAAGAAAACUGUGCUACUUCUUUAGUGUCAAACACUACAGCAGACUCUGAAUGCCCUUCUACAGAAACACAGUCUCCACACUACACAAAUAUAAGACAUCAGACAACUUUGAGUAAAGAACCUGUACAGUUUGAUAAAUCAAACAGGAAACUGGCUCCUGCAUUCCAUCAAGCGCUGCUGUCCUUCUGUCGCAUGUCAGCUGACAGUCGUUUAGGCUCUGAGGUGUCUCGCAUUGCAGACAGUGAGGAGAGUGUUAUGCUGAUGUUGGGACGUUGCUUACCUCACAUUGUACCCAAUGUACUGCUUGCAAAACGAGAGAGAAUGGUUGCUCAUCUUUGUCAGGAAUUGAUUCCUUUGAUUUUGUGUACUGCUUGUCUUCACCCUGAAUCUAAAGAAAGAGAUCAGUUGCUUCAUAUUCUUUUUAAUUUGAUUAAGCGUCCAGAUGAUGAGCAAAGACAGAUGAUUUUGACUGGGUGUGUGGCUUUUGCCCGUCAUGUAGGACCUACUCGUGUUGAGGCUGAGCUACUUCCACAAUGCUGGGAGCAAAUUAAUCACAAGUAUCCAGAGAGAAGGUUGUUAGUAGCUGAAUCGUGUGGUGCCCUAGCACCUUAUUUGCCUAAGGAAAUUCGUAGUUCGCUGGUUCUCUCAAUGCUUCAACAAAUGUUGACAGAAGACAAGGCUGACAUGGUCCGUGAAGCUGUGGUCAAAAGCCUAGGUAUUAUAAUGGGAUACAUUGACGAUACUGAUAAAUAUGUUCAGGGGUUUGAGCUCAUGAUUUUAGCACUGGGAGAUCCAUCUGAAAGAGUUAUAAGUGCCGUGCACCAGGUCUUUAUUCCUGCAUUUGCAGCUUGGUCUACAGAGCUGAACAAUUUGCAGUCUCACCUCAUUCCCACUCUGCUUGAGAGGAUUGAGAAGCUGCUCAGGGAUGGUGAACAUGGACUCGAUGAACACAAGCUUCACAUGUACCUUUCAGCUCUACAGUCACUUACCCCACCUCUGUUUGCAGUAGUAUUGCAGAAUGCUCCCUUCACAAGUAAAGCCAAACUCCAUGGUGAAGUGCCACUUAUUGAAGUGACCAGGUUUCCAAGACCUGCUUCACCUCUGCAAGAUGUAGCUGUGAUUAUUGGAAGCCGUGAGCAGUUAGCAGUGCUUCUUCAACUCUAUGAUUAUCAGUUGGAGCAUGAAGGAACCACAGGCUGGGAGAGCCUCCUAUGGGUUGUCAACCAGUUAUUGCCACAACUAAUAGAGACAGUUGGCAGGAUCAAUGUGACAUCCACAACAUGUGUUCAUGAGUUUUCCAGAUUUUUUUGGAGACUAUGUAGAACUUUUGGAAAAAUAUUCACAAACACAAAGGUCAAACCUCAAUUCCAAGAAAUUCUCAGACUUUCAGAAGAAAAUGUUGAUGCCUCAGCAGGAAAUGGCAUACUUACAAAAGCUACGGUGCCUAUCUAUGCAACAGGUGUUUUAACGUGUUAUAACCAGGAUGAAGAUAGGAAGCUGCUAGUAGGAUUCUUAGAAGAUGUAAUGACAACACUAUCCUUAUCACAUGCACCACUUGAUAGUUUAAAGGCUGCGUUUGUGGAACUGGGUGCUAACCCAGCUUACCAUGAGCUGCUUUUGACAGUCCUUUGGUAUGGAGUGGUUCAUACAUCAGCUCUUGUGCGUUGUACUGCUGCUCGAAUGUUUGAGCUGAUUCUCCAAGGCAUGAGCGAAGCCCUUAUUGACAAGCGGGUAGCUCCGGCCCUUGUUACCUUGUCCAGUGAUCCCGAAUUCUCAGUUAGAAUAGCAACAAUACCAGCGUUUGGAACAAUAAUGGAAACUGUAACACAAAGAGAACUUUUGGAAAGAGUUAAAAUGCAAUUAGCUUCCUUUUUGGAAGACCCACAAUACCAGGAUCAACAUUCUUUGCACAUGGAGAUCAUCAAAACAUUUGGCCGAGUUGGGCCAAAUGCAGAACCCAGGUUUAGGGAUGAAUUUGUACUGCCUCAUUUGCACAAACUGGCUCUUAGUAAUAAUAUGCAGACAGUGGAGAGUAAACGGCUCGACAUUGCCACACAGCUUUUUGAGUCCUACAGUGCACUUGCCUGCUGCUUUAUUUCAGAAGAACUGAUGAUAAACCAUUUUUUGCCAGGAUUAAGAUGUUUAAGAAAUGACAUGGAACAUCUUUCACCCGAACAUGAGGUUAUUUUAAGCUCCAUGAUAAAGGAAUGUGAGCAGAAAGUGGAAAAUAAGAAUUCUCAGGAACCUCAAGGUUCAAUGUCCAUAGCUGCAAGUCUUGUGAGUGAAGACACAAAAACCAAGUUCUUAAAUAAAAUGGGCCAGCUGACCACUUCUGGGGCCAUGUUAGCAAAUGUGUUUCAAAGAAAGAAGUAGACAAAUGAAGGUGAAGGUGAUGGUCUUAUGUGACACUAAACCGGUUCUCCAAGAGUCCAGCACCUCGUACUUGAAGUCAAUUGUCUGCCUUUUGAUUUUAUGUUUUCUUAAUGAUGAUUUUACUCCAACCUCCAAAGAAAUUUGCACUUCGUUUAAUUGAUUUGUUAUUCACUUAUAAUAUUUUUAUUUUCAGUUUAUCACUACUGUAUGUGUGUGUUCAAUGUUUGUCCCAUUUUGUUUUGUGUUGCAGUGUUUCCACCCUGUUUUUAUAAAGAUACUGGUAAUAUUUUGGAUUUUUUCCUUUUUUUUUUUUGUUUUUGUAAUAUUGUCUCACACAAUGUAACUGUACAAUACACUGAAUUACUUGAUCGGUACCUGUAUAAUGUAAAUUUGAAGUCCAUGUCAUGAAGUAAUAAAAGUGAAGAACAAUUGUGUAUUUAAAUUGUAA
This is a messenger RNA of Erpetoichthys calabaricus (reedfish), 3542 nucleotides long. RefSeq names its product RAB11 binding and LisH domain, coiled-coil and HEAT repeat containing (gene relch). The coding region runs from base 125 to 3094 and encodes 989 amino acids. The transcript is spliced from 28 exons. Gene Ontology annotation, biological process: intracellular cholesterol transport. The record is from RefSeq and is a predicted model, not a curated record. NCBI's taxonomy places the organism in Eukaryota, Metazoa, Chordata, Cladistia, Polypteriformes, Polypteridae. Gene Ontology annotation, molecular function: protein binding. Gene Ontology annotation, cellular component: recycling endosome; trans-Golgi network.